CACACACACACACACACACACACACACACACACACACACACACACACACAAACACACACACACAUUACGUCCCUGCAAUCCUCCGCAUAUGUCAUUCUCUCUAAGUUCAUAGAAGAGAACACACUUCUUUCCCUGAUUCGGCUUGGGUGUGCAGGUGAGCUAUGAGUGUGCGUGUAGAAGCCGUUACCCCGCCCGUGGCUCUGGGCGAGGGUCCUCACUGGUCCACCAAGGAACAAGCUCUGUAUUAUGUGGAUAUUUUCGCCCAAAAUGUGCACCGCUUCCACCCCGCCUCUGGGACACACUCCACCCUGCAUAUAGAGGGCGGGCCAGUAACCUUCGUAGUGCCUCACGUGGACGAGCUCAACACAUUCGUGGUCAGCGUGGGACGGGACCUAGCUCUCGUCAUCUGGCCGGACACCGCCAAAGACGCCACCAUCACUUCCCCCACAGCCAUCAUCGCCUCCGUGGACCACACACACGAAGACAACCGGUUCAAUGACGGAAAAUGUGAUCCCUUGGGCCGACUGUGGGCGGGCACGAUGGGAAACACGGAUGUCCCUGAGAACCCCCUCCCUUACCUGGGCAGUCUGUACCACCUGGCGGAGGACGGCAAGGUGACGCGGGUCCUUGAUAAGGUGAGCAUCAGUAACGGCCUGGCGUGGAGCGAGGAUAGACGCACCUUCUACUACGUGGACACCUGUGAAUAUAAACUGGAAGCAUUCACCUGCGAUCUGGAGAAAGGAACACUUGGUGAGCGCAGGACAAUCUACGACUACAGAGCAGGCGGCCUGUAUCCAGCCUUCCCUGACGGCCUCACCAUCGACACCCAGGGCAGGCUGUGGGUGGCCUGCUUUGGCGCCGCUAAGGUUCACUGCAUCAACCCAAGGUCAGGCAAGAUCGAGGACUCUGUCACCUUGCCAACUGACCACGUAACUUCAGUGACCUUCGGCGGACGUGACCUGGACGAGCUGUACGUGACCACCACGACUAAGAGACUCAACAAGGAGCAGCUGGCGGCUCAGCCGUCAGCAGGGGCGGUGUUCAGGGUGACGGGACUAAGAACCAAAGGGAGACCAAACGCUGAUUGCAAGUUCUGCACGAAGUAAUCCCUCCAUGAGUGGGCGAGAGAACGUUUUCUGUUAGAAAACCACUGCAUAGAGCAGGGUUCUUCAGAUAUUGGUCGGAUGCCUGUACUUUGUCACUAGCUCUUUUUCAUUGGGUCGCCACACCGUAAACAUCAUAUCUCUUCAGGAAUUAAACAACUCCCAUAGGGAAGCCACAGAACGCCUGACUUCUGAUUUAUCCAAAAUUUCUGAUUGGGGCAGAGCAAACUUAAUAUUGUUUAAUGCCUCAAAAACUCAGUUCCUCCAUCUAUGAACUUGUUAUAACCUUCCAGAUAACCAUCCUCCCCUUCUUCAUUGACAUUCAACUGUCCCUCUCUUCUACGCUGAACAUCCUCGGUCUUAUAAUCUAAAAUUCGUAUCUUUUAAAUAAAAUACCUUAUAAGAAGUUCGGGUUUCUGAGUCAUCUCCGCCAGUUUUUCUAACUCCACUCCCCAAGUGCUAACUCUGUACAGAGCACUUGUCUGUCCUUGUAUGGAGUACGCAUCACAUGUAUGGGGGUGGUUUCACUCAUACCGCACUUUUAGACAAGGUGGAAUCAAAGGUAUUCUGUCUUAUCAACUCCUCUUCUCUAACUAACUGUCUUCAGCCUGUCUCUCAUCGCCACAAUGUUGUAUCUCUUGCUAUCUUCUACCACAAUUUUCGCGCUAACUGUUCUUUUGAUCUUGCUAACUCCCACAGCCUCGCUGCACAAAACUUUCUACUUUCUCUCGCCCCUAUUCUGUACACCUUAAUAAUGCAAGAGUUAACCAGUAUUCUCAAUCAUUCACCCCUUUCUCUGGUAAACUGGAGCUCCCUUUCUGCUUCUGUAUUUCCUCCUUGCCAUGACUUCAACUUUUUUAAGAAGUUACAAGACAAUUAUCCUUCGUCAUUUGACUUUUAUAUUCGGCAAUCUUUUUUGGAACUGGCACUGAAGUGAGCAUUUUUUUCCCUCAAAAAUACUAUUGCCCUUGGCCAGUUUCUCUCUUAGAUAAAAAAAAAAAAAAAAUAUAAACAACAAGUGAAUUGUAAUUUAAUGUGUGUGUGUGUGUGUGUGUGUGUGUGUGUGUGUCCAAAUUAAUUUCCAUAUCAGAGGAAGAAAGAUACAAUAAAAAUGGUCAUAUAGGACCUUGAAGUUUGUAUAUGAAAUCAGACUGGAUUCGUUUAAAGAACACUGGUAUAAAUAAAUAGACUGAUAGACUGACAGUUGUUGACGACAAAUUCGUGAACAAACAAGGUAAGAAGUAUAUGGAAAACAUAGAUUAUAUGUGAAAGAAAAAAAAAAUAUGAUGCUUUAAAGCAUGGAAAUAAAUAAUAACUCGCCUCAAAUGUUAUUAAAUAUCUUUAGAUACCGUAAAAUCUGUUAAUGCAUACUACAUGACCAAAUAAACCAUUGCAGUACAGCGUGAAGAAUUGGAGACAAAACUAAGAUUGUUCAAUUUUCACAUUUUCACAAAACAACAAUAACAGCAGCAACAACAGCAACAUCAACAAACAACAACAAUGACAACAGUAACAACAACAACAACAACAACAACAACAACAACAACAACAAUAACAAAACAUUCAAAACAACAACAAAAAAAUAACAUUCAAAACAACAACAACAACAACAACAUCAACAACAAUAAUGUUUUUUCUUACAAGUCGCGUGAUAAUACAUUAUAACAAGCAGAAUUAUAAAACAGAUGUUGAAAAUAGUUUAUAAAUAGUAAAAUGAUGAAGGAGUAUGUUAGAGUAUCUAAGAUUCCACACAAUCAGCAACUGGGCGUUCGUUAUUGAUCAAAUUGCCGGUGAUCGCCGGCUGUUUUAAUAUAGGAGUAUUCAACGCUCCCUCAGUUCUCUGGAGAAGCACAUUCUAAAAAUCCCUCUUGUGAUUCAUCUUUAUGUACAACAUAUGCUAUAAAACAUCAAUCCUAAGUGUUCAUGCUAACAGGAUUCACAGUAUCUGAUGAUGCCCAUUCUACAGGACAGUUAUUAAAAGCUAAAAACUUGCAACAAGGCUCUCAGUGUUUUCACAUUUAUUUCUAGUCUCAUACAGGGAUUAAUGUUUUAUCUGGGAAAAUCUCAAAAAGCAUAGAGCAUGUAUUAUUUGUGCUGCCAGAAUAUUGUGACGGCCGAAACCGUCCUGAGACGAAAGGCCCGGCUGAUAUCAGACACACCAACUCCCAUCCCUUCCUUCCUCCCCCCCCCCAAAAAAAAAAAAAAAACAGAUGGGAGAUAUGCCUUUGCAGUGCUAUUGUCAACCCCAGGGUUGCACAUGUGCUGGGUUUAAUUCCAUGAACAUAUCACUACAAAAGAACCAAGGUGUGAAAGGGUGGCUUAUAUUUCUAAAGGAAAAAGCAGCAACUCAGGGAAGAUAUUGGGAGACACAAUGUAAACAGACAAGCGCAACUCAGGGAAGACACUUGAAAGACUGAGCCAUCCUCAUGAGUGUAGUGAGGACGAACAAUACAAAGUAUAGACAGCUGGCGUGGAAUUGUGCUGCCUCACUUUGUUAUUUAUUUCGUAAACUCGACAUAGAGGUCGCCACCAUACAAUCCUCACAUUACUUUAACCAUCCCAGUGAUUACCACCAACAAGCCCACAACCAUAAAUAAUACAAUAAUCAUCAUGAUUACAAUACAACACCUCCACUUAAACUAAUGAUGGAUGCAAAUACAAUAAAUUACAGCCUAAUAACUUACAGACAGUCAUAAACUCUAUGGUCUUGCAUCUGAACAAUAUUCACUGACCCAUAAUAACUCUGACAAUCUCACACAGUUUCAUCUUGGCUAUAUAUUUGGUGAACAUGUCAGCAAUGUUUUGGUCAGAUGGCACAUACGUAAGUUGCAUCAAAACUUUCUUUACUUCUGCCCUAAUAAAAUGAUGUUUGAUA
This is a messenger RNA of Scylla paramamosain (green mud crab), 3978 nucleotides long. RefSeq names its product regucalcin-like. Gene Ontology annotation, biological process: L-ascorbic acid biosynthetic process. Lineage: Eukaryota; Metazoa; Arthropoda; Malacostraca; Decapoda; Portunidae. The transcript has 8 exons. The record is from RefSeq and is a predicted model, not a curated record. Bases 162 to 1106 code for a protein of 314 amino acids. Gene Ontology annotation, molecular function: calcium ion binding; gluconolactonase activity.